Molecule: messenger RNA, 1820 nt
Organism: Momordica charantia (bitter melon)
Lineage: Eukaryota; Viridiplantae; Streptophyta; Magnoliopsida; Cucurbitales; Cucurbitaceae
Product: Integrase-type DNA-binding superfamily protein
Biological process (GO): regulation of DNA-templated transcription
Cellular component (GO): nucleus
Molecular function (GO): DNA-binding transcription factor activity; sequence-specific DNA binding
Source: RefSeq, a predicted model, not a curated record
GAUUUGGGGUUAUAUAAACACACAGCAGCCCACGAGAAUGUGCAAGCCGAACUUGGAAUUGCGCACAACAGCGAUCCAAAGAGGGGAAACAAAUUUCUCCUCUUUUUUCUAUUUUCUGCAAUUAUUCUCAUCUUUUGUUCAAYUACGCUCCCAUUCCCCCCCUUCUGAUUUCUCCCCGUUUCCUCAGUUCCCUUUCUGUCAUCCUCUGUCUUUCAAACGAUUAAGAUUUUGGGUUUUUUCUGUUUCUUCUUUGGAUUUAAUCUUACAUUUUGUGGCAUAGACCCGGAAGACUGGUUCUUGGAAGUCGGUGAUUCAGAAUAGAGAUCAAGAUUUCUCUUUUUCCUUGGUAAAUAUUUUCAGUUUUCUUCCCUUUUUUUUUUUGGAUCGACUUCGAGGGUGUUUUUUCAGUCCCUCUGGUUGGUUACUGAAGUUUCUUAUUCGUGGAAAGAAACUUGUUUUCUCAGUACAAUUUUCUUGUUUUGCGAUCUUUUUAUUGGUUUUGGUAUAAAUCUUACGUUUGUUGACGAGACAUGGCAGCAGCUAUAGAUGUUUACAGUGGAAUUUCGACGCCGGGUUACUCUUCCGAUCCGUUUAGUGAAGAAUUAAUGAAAGCGCUUCAACCUUUUAUGAAAAGUGUUAUCUCAACCUCUUCUUCUUCUUCUUCUUCUUCUGCUUAUUCUCCAGCUUCUUCUCAGCCUGAAUUGAGCCCUGAUUUUUGCUCCCCGUCGAGCACCCGCUUGUUUUCUCAAGGGUUCUCGAGUAUUGAACAAAUGGGUCUUGAGCAAUCAGGUCCAAUCGGGCUAAACAAUCUCACUYCUUCUCAGAUUCUCCAAAUUCAAGCUCAAAUCCAAAUACCCCCACAAAGCAUGCCUUCCUUCUCUGCCGCUCAGAUUUCUUCCCAAUACCAUAACUUCCUUGCCCCAAAAUCCAUCCCCAUGAAGCACGUGGGCUCUCCGCCCAAGCCCACCAAGCUCUACAGAGGAGUCCGGCAGCGCCACUGGGGAAAAUGGGUGGCCGAAAUCAGACUCCCCAAGAACCGCACCAGACUCUGGCUCGGCACUUUCGACACGGCGGAGGAGGCAGCUUUAGCCUAUGAUAAAGCUGCUUACAAGCUCCGUGGAGAUUUUGCCAGGCUCAAUUUCCCACAUCUCAAGCACCAAUUCGGAGACUUCAAACCCCUUCACCCUUCUGUAGACGCCAAGCUUCAAGCAAUUUGUCAGAGCUUGAAACAGGGGAAAACAGAGCAGCUCUGUUCCGUGGCCGAUGAAAAACUGACGACUCCACCUGAAUUGGAAUUGAAAACCGAAGUGGAGACUUCUCCAUCCUCUUCAUCCUCAUCGUCGUCUCCUUCACGGUCUGAAGAUUACUCCACGGGAUCAUCCCCUGAGUCGAGUAUUAGCUUCUUGGAUUUCUCAGAUUAUCAGUGGGGUGAAGGAGAAGCCUUUGGAUUGGAAAAGUAUCCUUCGGUUGAAAUAGAUUGGGCAGCUCUGAGUCAGCUGGCUGAAUCGGAGUGUUAAUUAGUAUGUAAUUUGUGUUUUGAAUUGUGUCCAGUUGUUGCAAGAUUCUGCAAUGGAAUUUUAGGCAUUUGCAGAGGUCUUGUGUAGUGAAAGAGUCUUUAAGGGAUUAUGCAGUUUUGUUGUCUGUAAUGGGUGUCUUCCAUCGUGGUCUGCAGGUUCUUUUUUCUUCCUUUGCAUGGCCAUUUUGGUUAUGGGUCUUUUUUUCCUUCUUUUACUUAAAUGUUUUGGAGUACUUUUUGUAAGUUAAUGUAAUUAAGUACUUUGUGUUUUAAUACUAUAUGUGUCUUGUAGUCUCUUUCCAGA